This is a messenger RNA of Polypterus senegalus (gray bichir), 1617 nucleotides long. RefSeq names its product adaptor related protein complex 1 subunit sigma 1 (gene ap1s1). Gene Ontology annotation, cellular component: intracellular membrane-bounded organelle; membrane coat; AP-1 adaptor complex. Gene Ontology annotation, biological process: vesicle-mediated transport; intracellular protein transport. The transcript is spliced from 5 exons. The record is from RefSeq and is a predicted model, not a curated record. Gene Ontology annotation, molecular function: clathrin-cargo adaptor activity. Lineage: Eukaryota; Metazoa; Chordata; Cladistia; Polypteriformes; Polypteridae. The coding region runs from base 162 to 638 and encodes 158 amino acids.
UUCGCCCCGCCUCCCCCUCCUUCUUUCUGCUUCGCUUCACCGUAUAGUGAUGGCUGAAUCAGACUCCAGGAAUUAACCUGUUUCGUCCAAUACGGAACCACCGCAAAGAAGUCUGAGAGACGGAUACGCACGAAGUGCGGAGAACUUGGGCGGAAGACAAGAUGAUGCGCUUUAUGCUGCUCUUCAGUCGCCAGGGAAAGUUGCGCUUGCAGAAAUGGUACACUGCAACGUCAGAGAGAGAGAAAAAGAAAAUGGUUCGUGAGCUGAUGCAAGUUGUCCUUGCCAGGAAGCCCAAGAUGUGCAGUUUCCUGGAGUGGCGAGACCUCAAGAUAGUUUAUAAAAGAUAUGCCAGCUUAUAUUUUUGCUGUGCUGUGGAGGACCAAGACAAUGAACUGAUUACUCUAGAGGUCAUUCAUCGAUUUGUGGAACUGCUAGACAAAUAUUUUGGAAGUGUUUGUGAGUUAGACAUAAUCUUCAAUUUUGAAAAAGCCUAUUUCAUUUUGGAUGAAUUUUUAAUGGGGGGAGAGAUCCAAGACACUUCCAAGAAAAGUGUCCUGAAAGCAAUUGAGCAAGCCGAUUUAUUACAAGAGGAAGAUGAGUCGCCUCGAAGUGUCCUUGAAGAGAUGGGUCUGGCAUAGCAGAGCAAUAAUUUUCUUUUUUCAAUUUUUCUUUUUUCUUUUUUUUCUUUUUCUCAACUAAUGGGACCAGUCACUUUGCUCUGUGAGGAAAAAUACAGUCUUCUGGGCUGUCACAUUUCAUGGUUGCUACUACUCAUGUGAAGUUCACAUAGUAAAUAGCUACUGAGUGGGUUGUAUGUAGGAGAACAGAUGGCUGCUACUACUCUUGUGAAGUUCACAUAGUAGACAGCUAUUAGUGGGCUGUCUUCACUUGGUUAAAGAUUGAGUACUAGGAUAAAAGACCACAGGGAUGCCCUUCCACCUUUAUGUUGUUGACAUUUUGCCUAACAGUUAUAUUUCCUGUACAUUUUACAGUCUUCCCCUGUCAUUCCCACCCAUAUCAAAGCAUAUGUUAUUUUGUCAGUGAUGACAAAGUGAUUGCCUUUGUGCUGUUUCCAGCAUUAUUUGAAGUAUAUAUGUUGGCUCCUGCAGAGCACCUAAUACAGAAGGCAAAAACUUAGCAGCAUGUCAUAUAGCAGCCCUGUAAUUACCUGCUGCUCCUCAGAAGUUCUGACAACCAAAUACUGAUAAUUGCUGACUUUUUUAUACUAGAGUGUGUCAGAAUAAACAGACUUGGCAACUCAGAGCAAACAGUUGACUGAAAUAUAUGUUGUCAAUUGAAGUUACAAAGAAAAAAGACUGCUUAUUCAGUUACUACUCUAUACUAAAGGGAAUUGUGUGAAUGUAUUUCUUAUUUUAUUGGAAAUUAUAAUAUUCAGCCAUUGUCUGCUUAGGAAGGAAAGCAGCAAAGCUGGGAGUAUUAGUUGAUACUUUAAUACACAAGAUGGGGAAAAAGGAUGAAUUAAUGUGUUCUUUAUUUUGAAACGUUUAUGAUUUUAAUGUUCUUCAAUUUUUGCUUUAUUCUCUUCUUCUCCUGUAAAGCAAUUUAAUUUUAAUCUGUGUUAAAUUAAAAUGAAAAUAAAACUGAUUUCCACAUGUG